Messenger RNA from Orbicella faveolata, 2229 nucleotides. RefSeq lists its product as uncharacterized. NCBI's taxonomy places the organism in Eukaryota, Metazoa, Cnidaria, Anthozoa, Scleractinia, Merulinidae. The record is from RefSeq and is a predicted model, not a curated record.
AUGACAAGCCAAGUUUUAGAGCGAAUGAACAACAAGAAAUCUUUCAAAUUUAGCCAUACAAACGUAGCUGUGUUUCAGGAGUCAGGGCAGGCAGGCUGGACUAAACUCAAUUCAUCCCUCCGGGGAAACCUGAGAAAGUUGUCAAAGUCAUUAGUGUUUGUCUCUGCCAAGAAUCCUGGAUUAAAAUUAACAUUUGACUCAGUGAUGUCAGAGGCAAAAAAUGCCACAAUUGUUUUGUUUGGUGAACAGCACCACCAGCCAUCAAUCCUCAAAGCUCAACUCUGUGUCCUUGAAAGAAUGGUCACCCAAACCACCGAACAAUCACAGGGUGCCCUUACUGUCACUGUCGUCAUGGAGAUGUUCAACCUCCAACAGCAACCCUUGCUUGACGCAUAUCAAGCUGACCAAAUGUCAUUAGCUGAACUGAAAAAUAAAUACAAUGGGACUGAAGGUUUUGCAUUAGAACAUUAUGGAUAUAUUCUGGAAGUUUCCAAAUUUCUCGGAGCCAAGCUUGUGGCAGGGUUUGUUCCAAAGCCAUUUUGUCAGAUGAUUGUUCAGGAAGGGAAAAGUCGUGCUUUGGAGAAAAUUGAAGAAACUGGAGGCCCACCCAAAGAAUUUUAUGUUGAUGGCUCUGAGGAUCACUACAGAUACUUUCAAGGACUGAUUAGUGGAAAUCUAGACCAAGUUGUGGACAAGUAUCGUCGGAUAUUUCCAGCGCAAGUACUAAGAGACAGUGCAUUUGCAUAUACAGUCAUGGAUAUUGUUCAGAAGUCAAACGGACGGACAAGAGUUCUCGGCAUUUGUGGGUCAGGACAUCUAGAUUUCAAAUUUGGUAUUCCUGAGAGAAUAUCUCCAGAGGUGCCGACAUAUGUGUUUACAUCUCGUGCUCAGGAUGACCCUGUAGAACACGAUGUUGCUGAUUGCAUUUAUCAAUAUACAUUUUAAUCCUUAAAUAAUUGGCACGAGAAGUUCUUCUGGGCCGGGUUGUACAUAAGCCGUUUAAUGCUAACCCAGGAUUAAAAGUUAACCAAAGUAUUUAUUUUUCUUGUUUAAAAAUGUUUUUCACUGCCUAUGUUUUGUGUAGAAAACAAACCAUAUAAACAGGAAACCUCUCCAAGAAGUUACAAAUCUGAAACUAAAGUUCUCGCUAAUCCUGGGUUAACUUAAUCUAGCUUUGGACAACCUGGCCCUGGGGUCUGACCUCAGCGGGUCCAGUCUCCCAAAGUUUUGUGGCUUUGCUGACCAAGGACAGUAAGCAUCAAAUUUGAUUUUGUUGUCAAAUAUCAUAAAUUAUUAAGAACAAUUUCUGCUUUAUUUUUUUACUACUAGAUCUCAAAGUAAUGGCUUAAAAUCAGCGAGAAAAAAUGGAAAACCAACCAACCAACCAACCAAAAAAAAACAAAAACCAGACACUAAAACUUGAAAUGCAUGUAUAUGCAUGUACAUAGGGGUGCCUAUCUUCUGUCCCCUUUUGAAGUGGAACUAUUUGAUGGCCUUCAAUGACUAGGUGAACAUCAAAAACACACUUCAAUCCUUUUUGUAGAAUUUGGCCUUUUACUUGAUUUUAAUUAUGAAAGAAAUAUGAAAACUUGAACAAUCAUCCCAGGGAUAAGAGAGUAAUAUUAAGGGGUAUUAAUAUAAAUUUUCAUUAUGUGAGGGUGUUUGUUGUUGGGAUUUGCAAAGUGUUUGUACAGCCAAAUACUGUAAUGUUUGCAUACGGUUAACCUGAGAUAAAAUUUGGUUCAGAAUGAGUUACAUGGGAUAGUCCUUAAGACUACAAAAAGAUGGAUUGUACUGUAGCGUAAGCUGUGUUGGAUAAUUUUUUACAAAGUCGUGUGAUACCUUCACCUUACGUGUUGCAACCAGCUGAAAUGGCCUCAGGCUUCAAUGAAUCUUAAGCGCUAAAUUUUACAUAUAUCACAAAUUGAGAAAAGAAAAAAAUCAGUAAUAUAUUUCACAAAGUCAUGCUUUGUGUUUGCCAAUGUACUCGAGAAUCUUAAAAAGAGGAUUUAAUAAGUAUAUUUGAAACAACAAUGAUGUGAUGUUUUGGAGUAUUUGUCAAUGUGUAAGAUAAGUUUUUAAAAAAAAUAAGGGUAUUAUUAAAAGAAAUAUUUUUUGCAUUUGCCAUCGCACUGGGAUCGCAGGUUAAUGAUACAUUAACAUAUUCGAAUGGGGAUUAAUUGUGAAUGAGAAAUAAACAACAAAACCAAUAAAUGUGGAUGUAGCGUA